Messenger RNA from Paramecium octaurelia, 390 nucleotides. Lineage: Eukaryota; Ciliophora; Oligohymenophorea; Peniculida; Parameciidae. The record is from the annotation of a GenBank genome assembly.
AUGUUGUGUGAGAAUUUAAAAAUGUCUGAGAAUUUUGUGGAGAAAUACCCAGAUAGAGUGUAAUUCUUAAUGAUAACUAGUCCUAUAUUGUUAUAGAUUAGUCUCAGAUCGAGGUUAAGAUUUUAAGAUUAAACAACCAUUAAAAAAUACUUAGUGAGCAAAUCUGAUCAUUUUUAUCAUUUUCUUUAAGUAAUUAGAGAAACCCUUCAUUUAUAAAAAUAAGAAAGCCUUUACUUAUUCAUUAAUAAUUCUGGUCUAAUCAAGGCAGGUAAAACAAUCUACUAUUCUAUUUUAGAAAGUUAAGUUGAUGAAAUCUACUAGAAAUUUAAAAGUUCAGACGGCUUUCUUAGAAUUAAUUUAACAGAGUAUCCUUCCUUUGGAAAUGAAUGA